UAAAUGGUUUACGUGAAAGUUAUAGUGUCUACAAAUGGCAGUAUAUAUACUGCAAUUUUUUUUUAUACCAGUAAUGGCGGCGGUGGGCAUUCUGACACUGGGGGGGGGGGGUGGACUGACUAACUGUCACUGACAUCCCCAGUGACACCAAUACAGUGACACUGUACUAAUGGCACUGGGUAGGAAGGGGUUACCAUCUGGGGCGAUCAAAGGGUUAACUGUGUGUGCUGUUUUACAGUUUGCUGUGUGUGUGCUUUACUCUCCAGCACACUGCUUUGUAUGGCUCUACAUAGCAGAGCCACACAAAGCAGUGUGCUUACAGUGUAAAGCACAGACACAGCCUCAUAUUAAAACAAACACAGCA
Molecule: messenger RNA, 364 nt
Organism: Staurois parvus
Lineage: Eukaryota; Metazoa; Chordata; Amphibia; Anura; Ranidae
Source: the annotation of a GenBank genome assembly